Messenger RNA from Necator americanus (New World hookworm), 837 nucleotides. RefSeq lists its product as uncharacterized. The coding region runs from base 1 to 837 and encodes 278 amino acids. The transcript has a single exon. The record is from RefSeq and is a predicted model, not a curated record. NCBI's taxonomy places the organism in Eukaryota, Metazoa, Nematoda, Chromadorea, Rhabditida, Ancylostomatidae.
AUGGCAGAUCUGAAAGAUAAUGAAUGCAGAACAAAAUUCCGCCAACCUGUGUCUAUUCAUGUUGGAGCACGCCUUUGCAUCUGCGGAAACAAAACCCACGUACAAUUCUUUAUCGCGCGCGCAACGCUGGUGACUUCAACCACGAAAAGCGUCCUAGAAGGAAGCUGCGUCGACAACUGCAACAAGACCGAGUGGACGUCAAGAGCGAUGGAGUUUGAGAAGGCGUGGGAAGACAGGAACCCGCGGAAAGCCUAUGCUCCACUAAAACAGUACAGUGGCAAAAUGAAAAUAUGUUCUCCUGUCCUCAACACUGCCAAUGGAGGAGCUGUCGGUGAAGCAACCCUUCCAAUUUGGAAGGAACACUUCAAGACCUUGCUGAACCGGCUAGCACCGUCAGCUCCUGAACCCGAGCACGUUCAUAGACCGAUAUACGCGGUUAACGAGGAGCCACCGACCAUGUCGGAAGUUCUAUUCUGUAUUCAAAAAAUGAAGAACGGAAAAUGUGGUGGAGACGACGGGAUCAGCGCGGAAAUGCUGAAAUAUCUUCCUCCGUCUGGGAUUCGUGAGAUGACAAAGAUCAUCCGUUCAAUAUGGAUAGACGAAAGGAUACCUGACUUGUGGAAACACGCUAUUAUAAUUCCCCUCCACAAGAAGUUAUCCGUCAAGGACCCUAGGAAUUAUCGAGGAAUCUUCGCUGCGUGUUAUGUACAAGACGUUGGAGCGCAUUAUCUUGGACCGACUCAUAAAAACAUCGCGAAGAAACGACGCGCUACGAACAAGCUGGCUUUUGUUCUGGCCGAUCUACGACUGACCAGGUGUCAUUCAUCACGAGAGUGA